GACCAUCUCAUCUGUGAGCUGUGAUUAAUCUGCCAUAAUAUAUCUCAAUAUAUAUACAAUACAGUUUGGGCAUAUUGAGAGAAUUAAAGAAUUGCCUAAGUCAAGAGUAUGGAUAUCGUCAGGAAACGGAUAACAUACAUAUAUUUUUCAUACGGAUUUCAGAGGGAUUAAAAAAUGAAAUCUUUGGAUAUAGCAAUGACAUGGAUGGACCAAUGGAUUCAAAGAUAAAAUAUAGAAAUUAUUCCCCACACACCAUAAAGCAGAAAAGAAGUCAUCAUUACUAUUAUCAAAAGGGAGUUUCGUUCUAUGGUAUUCUUUUGUUUAUUGUCCUUCUGUUGUCUGGUCUUACAGCUGUUUCAAUAUAUACUGUAAUUGGACUGAAAACAGAAUUUGCUAAUCUGCAGGCAGAGUUGAGGUCAUACAGAAAUCGUGUUAUUAAAACCCAAGAAGAUAGUCUGGACUUUCAUGCUACCAUGCAGGAAACUCAACAGAAAUAUAAAUCAUCAGCAACCCACAAAAGAGAAACUGAGAAAUUAUCUAUAAAACAAAGAUCACAACGAUCUACUUCUGAAGGCUCGACAGGAGCAUUUCAAUCCUUCCUGCAACUCAUCGCUGAUAGAAAAAGUAUAAUUGAGGAUGAAGAUGAUUUAAGUAUCAUACCAUGGCUUCUUAGUUUUAAACAAGGCACAUCCUUGGAAAAGAAGAAAAAUGUAAUAUUAAUCAAGGAAGCUGGUUUCUUUUUCAUAUAUGGGCAGGUUUGGUAUAUUGAUAAAUUGUUUGCCAUGGGUCAUCUAAUCCAAAGGAAAAAGGCUAACAGAGUUGGGAAUGAUCCCAAUUUGAUUACAUUGUUUAGGUGUAUCCAAAAUAUGCCAGAGUCCUUGCCAAAUAAUUCAUGUUUUACUGCUGGAAUCGCAAAAUUGGAAGAAGGUGAUGAACUCCAACUCAUUAUACCACGGAGGAAAGCAAAUAUCUCAUUAAGUGGAGAUGGGACCUUUUUUGGAGCAAUCCGGCUUUUGUGAUAUUCAAGUAUCUCACAUAAAUCUCAUUGUUUGUCUUUUUCAUUUCCCCAAAUUAUUGUGUAGCAAAAUGCAUUUGAUAUAUUUCUGGUCAAGUGAAGUACAAUUAAAAUAGGAAUAAGCUAGCAUAGUAAUAAUUAUUGAAAAUGUAUUUUGAGAAAUCUGGUAACAAUAUAAAUAAUUUAAGCCUAAUUAUGAUAUACAUUGUUAGAUAAUAUGUGUUGUGGUUAUGUUGUUUCUUUGUCAGAUUAAUUUUUUAAUCAGGCAGUAAAACACUCUGUUGUUUUGCUAUUUAACUGUGGCAGUAUGCUUUUUAUUCCCCUUAUUCGAUAGCCUUAAAGCAAGCAUGUUAAACUCAAAGGCUAACACG
Pelobates fuscus (common spadefoot toad) is the source of this 1386-nucleotide messenger RNA. It is a transcript of the gene TNFSF13B, whose product is annotated as TNF superfamily member 13b. Lineage: Eukaryota; Metazoa; Chordata; Amphibia; Anura; Pelobatidae. Gene Ontology annotation, biological process: immune response; positive regulation of B cell proliferation. Gene Ontology annotation, molecular function: receptor ligand activity; tumor necrosis factor receptor binding. Gene Ontology annotation, cellular component: membrane. The transcript is spliced from 6 exons. Bases 201 to 1019 code for a protein of 272 amino acids. The record is from RefSeq and is a predicted model, not a curated record.